AUUUCUUAAACUUUGCUCUGCUGUUUGCAGUUUGGAAUCACUGGCUCCUCCCCAUCUGUAUGUGUGGGGAAGGGCAUCGCCUUUCGGGCCUGGGGCAAGGAGGCAAGAGAUCCCAGCCAGAAACAAGGUGUUUCCUUUGACACCAAUGGCAGCCCAGUUGGACAGAGAUGGGAGAGGGUUCCACAUCCUCACUCCUGUGCUGGAAAGCACGGCCCUGUCAAAGGCUGCAGGCACUAGGGUCUACAUGAAGCUGGAGAAUGUCCAACCUACCGGCUCAUUCAAGAUUCGGGGGAUUAGCUACUUCUGUCAGGAGGUCUGGGAUGAUGCCUACGUAAAAGCCCUGGCGUUAGCGGAGACUGAAGGCUGGGUCAAUGUCCAUCCCUUCGACCAUCCUUUGAUCUGGCAAGGCCAUGCCAGCAUGGUUAGGGAGCUGAAGGAUUUGCUCGGCCACAAGCCAGGAGCCAUCAUCCUGGCGGUGGGCGGUGGAGGGCUGCUGGCUGGAGUGGUGGCCGGCCUGCAGGACGUGGGCUGGCAGGAUGUACCCAUCAUUGCUGUGGAAACCAAAGGAGCUGAUAGCUUCAAUGCAGCGCUCAGGGCUGGGAGAUUGGUCACCCUGCCGGAGAUAACCAGCGUGGCCAAAUGCUUAGGAGCCAAGACGGUGUCUGCCCGGGCACUGGAAUGUGUCAGCGAAUGCCAGGUCAUCUCACAGCUGGUGGACGAUGUGGAAGCAGUCCAAGCUGUGGAGCUGUUCCUGGAUGAUGAGCGGCUGCUGGUCCAGCCCGCCUGCGGAGCCCCUCUGGCCUUACUCUACUCGGGUCGGGUUCAACAGCUGCAGCGGGAAGGGCUCUUGAGCCCGGACCUGGACUCCAUUGUCGUCAUUGUGUGCGGAGGAAGCAGCAUCCAAAUGGCUGGGCUCCAGGCCCUGAAAACCCAGCUGGGCAUGAAAUGACUGCAGAUGCCGACCCCAAGAUGGCGUAUGGGGCAGGGGUGCAUGGGAUCCUAUGGAGACACUAAUAAUUCAUAUCACUGGGUUUUUGUUAGUGGCAUCUAAUGGAAUUCAAACCAGUUUAUAGAAUAAAUAUCAAGCUACUCUUAUGGCUUGGAUCCUGCGCUUACCACUGACUGCGUUAAUGCUGCUGGGCAUGGCUGCCGUGUCCUGGGUCAGAAUGAAGGAGGAGUCAGCUGAACAACGUUGGUUCUCUGAGCUGUGGCAGUCUGUGCCAUUUGGGAAGGUACUUUAGGACACUCAUUGGAGCUAGGCAAGUUAGGGAUUGUGACGAUCCAUCACUGUGGUUUUAACCCAUCUUUCUCAGUGUGAAUCGUUCACGACUGACCCUGAUUUCUGUUAUUCACGGCGGUUUAUUUGCUGAAUAAUUCUCAGACAAUGGGGCAAAAUGUUCAUGUCAGCUCUUUGUUAUUUGCAGUUGGUCACCAGUCAUAAUAGUUGUUUCUGCUUCCUGAUUGGAUGACUGAAACUUGUUUAGCUAGCAAAUAAAGGAAAGUGAGUGACGGAUUCCGCAUAGCGCUCUUCACAGGCCAAAUGCUCAGAUGAAUAAAUAUUUGUGCUAAAAAUCUGUGAAACCCUUCUGGCUUCAUGAUCAUUUUCAUGAAUACUCAACAGCACACUUGGGAGAAAGGAAGUCUUUGUUAAAGCUCUAACAUCCCUUCCUGCUCAACUAAGGUGUCAGAUCUGACAAUACCCAUCUCUGAGACCAUCCAAGGAGUUCUCCAGCAAAACAGGCCUAGCUAUUCCAGGUACUGUGUUGCCCAUUCUGAUGAUUUUAUUGUAAGUCUCAUGAUAUUUGGUGCUUUUCUUUAGAGCUGUCAAUUAAUCACAGUUAACUCACACAAUUAACUCAAAAAAAUUAAUCGUGAUUAAAAAAAUUAAUCAUACUGUUAAACAAUAGAAUAACAAUUGAAAUUUAUUAAAUAUUUUGGACGCUUUUCUACAUUUUCAAAUAUAGUGGUUUCAGUUACAACACAAUACAAAGUGUACCGUGCUCACUUUAUAUUAUUAUUUUUAUUACAAAUAUUUGCACUGUAAAAAUGAUAAAGAAAUAGUGUUUUUCAAUUCACCUUAUACACGUACUAUAAUGCAAUAUCUUUAUCAUGAAAGUGCAACUUACAAAUUUUGGAGUUUGCAACACUGCUUAUAUUUCUAAGCUAGAAAAAAAUCCUUUAAAAACAAAAGCCUUUCAGGGCUGAGAAAGGAGCAAAAGGAGCAGGACUCAAACAAAUUUAAACAGAAUCCUUUGUGGUUCUCCUUAAAAUCCACCAAAACUUUGGAAUGUCCCCUGGACACGUCGUCUUCUUCCGCCAAACUCCCCUAAAUGGCCUUCUCUCUUAAGCCUCACCCACUCUGUAUCCUCCAAGGUACUCCUUGAUCUCCUGUUCCUUGCCACUGUUCUCUCAACCCUCCGGAUAGAUGCACACGGCCUGAUUUUUCAGAGGUGCUUGGUGUUUGCAGCUCCCACUGUCUUUAACUAGAGGAGUGGGAGCUCAGCAUCUCUGAAAAUCAGACCUGUAGGGUUUUCCCACUGCUACACUGGGUCCCCGCAGCCUGCUGGGCCCAGAUCCCAAGGAAUCUGCCUUAUACACUCCCCUGAGGUCACAGCAGGUACUGGAGAGAAGAAACAAGCAUCUGAUGCAAGGAAAUUAUGAUUUCAGUCCACAAGGGGGCAGCAGAGUCUCUCCGACCUGGAAGUUCCAUACCUGCAGAGCACACAGCUGAGCUCCGCUCAGCAGUUCAAAGAGCAGAAAUUUGCCCCGAGUAUGAAAAAGUAAAUGAAGAAAUUAAGGGUAACUAGGGCGGGUGGCCAGUUCACAUCCACUUUUUCUAUUUGUCUUGGGAAUAAUUAAAAGAGAGACAAGGUGGGUGCGGCAAUAUCCUUUAUUGAGCCAGCUUCUGUUUGAGCUUCUCUCUCUUCCCAUCUUGUCUCCACAUCCUGGGACCGACCUGGCUACAACACCACUGCAAACAAUCGGGAAUAAUCAGACGUGCUUUUAACAUAUUUCCAAACUCAAUCAUCAUAAUAAUGCUUUGCACCUUUGUUGCUUUUGCAUGAACGUCGCAAACACUGAUUAAGGCAUCCAGCCAUCUGCUAGGUGGGCAAGUCUCACUGUCCCUUCUUAAAGAGGAAAUGGAGGCACAGCAGGGUUACAAGAAGUCUGUGU
Caretta caretta (loggerhead turtle) is the source of this 3174-nucleotide messenger RNA. Its product is annotated as serine dehydratase-like. Gene Ontology annotation, molecular function: pyridoxal phosphate binding; L-serine ammonia-lyase activity; threonine deaminase activity. Lineage: Eukaryota; Metazoa; Chordata; Testudines; Cheloniidae. The record is from RefSeq and is a predicted model, not a curated record. Gene Ontology annotation, biological process: L-threonine catabolic process; L-serine catabolic process.